AUGAUUAGAAAAUUUUACACAUUUUCACUUAGGGGCUCUAAUUUUAGGGCUCUCGUUACAAGGAGAAACUUUAGUGUUGACCAAAAUGUACACAAACACGAAGAAUUGUUAAAAAAUUUCGACUCGAGUCCUCAAAAUGAAGACUUGAAUGAAAGCUCAACCUGUGUUAUAGAGUCAGUAAAGGACACGUCAAGGCCACCCAAACAAAGAUUCAACAGCUAUACACUGGCGGAAAAUGAUAUGUAUUCAAGUAAACCAGUUUGGCAGCAGCUGAACGAGAUAGAGAACGCCUGGAAGAUGAAAUUUAAAUAUAGAUCGAGAAUUGAAGCUCAAAAGAAGAUCUCAAGGGCGAAAAGGAGCACUGAAAGUUUGGGGGAAUUGGAGGCAGAUAGUUCAAGAUUGGUGGAAAUAGACAGCUUCAGGAGUUUACAGUCCGAAGGCAAGUCGGAGAUUGUUCCCAAGAAGGAGUUGGAUUCUGAUGUAAGUGCCCCUUUCAUUAGUGAUCGCGAUGAGGGCACUCAGCUCAUUAAUGAUAUUAAGUUGGCUGGAGAUGCAUAUUAUGAGAAGGUGGACCUGGGAAAAGAAGAUGAAGUAAACAGGAGUCCAUCGUCGAUUAACCCGGACACGCUGCUGAAACCAGAUGAUAAAUCACUUCUCACUGAGAUAUUUGGAGAAGGGGACGACAGCCACAUCGAUGCCACGAGGCCCACCGCCAUAAUUGAGUCAACAACGAAACUGGACGCGGAAACGUGGCUAAACAUGGACCCGAACCACAUAUUGAUUCAACAGGACCUGCUGAAAUCGAAGAAUUCAACUCAGAUUCUGUCGACAAUUGGAGAUAAACUCGGCCAGAUGAACGCAGUAAAUGUGUCCACGGCAAUACACCGCCUGGCGAAGUACAGUAGCCCAUACAACAGAUACGCAGUUUGCAACCACGAGUCGUUUGGGAAAUUGGUUUCUUUGGUUGGAGAUCACAUGCUUCAAUUCGACCCACAAGGGCUGACUAACAUUUUCUGGUCCAUAACUAAGCUGAGGAUAACGCCAAACUGGAUCAGCUGUUUGCUUGAGCAGAUAAACAUCCACGCAAACAGCUUGAACGCAAACGAGCUCGCAAACUGCCUCUUCUGCAUAUCGAAGCUGACCAGAGCGGAUGACGUGAGCCUCGAGUUGAGGUUUAAAAUACUCAGCUUAGUUCAGGAUAAAAUCACCCAGUUUAGGAGGCCGCUCGACCUGACGUGCGUGUCCACGGCCCUGGCGAGACUGAACGUCAGAAACCCAGUCCUGUUUGGGCACAUAAGCAGCCAGGUCCUCUCGAGUCUGGAGGAGUUUAAAAUCCAGGAGAUCUGCGGAGUGGCCUGGGCGUACGCGUCCUUGGGCUUCACAGACCGCAUCCUGUUCGGCAAAAUAAAGCAGUUCAUAGAGUCGAAUGCCGAUUCGUCGAACAUCGGAAACAUAGUUCACCUGGCCUGGGCGCUCUCAAAGAUAAAGCAGGCCGACACGGACUUCUUCCUUUACACGAUAUCGCCGCUGGUCAGGGGACACCUUCAGAGUCUGAGCUGCAAGCACAUGACCACCAUAGCCUGGGCGUACGUGAACGCCGGCAUUGAGGACCAGGACCUGUUCAACGACAUUGCGAACACGCUUCUGCACCACGUGGACGAAAUGAGCACGCACGACGUGGCCUCCUCGGUCGUGGCCCUCUGUCACUUCGAGGACCACAAGGUCCUGCUUAAAAAGAUCAGGGCGCGGGCGGCCCUCAUGCUGAAUGAGUUCACGCCCCUCCAGUUGUCGAAAAUCGUAGCAGGGUUCUCGGGCAUAGGGGACGCCCACUUCUACAAUCAGCUGGCGAAGGUGGUGGACUCGAAGCUACACCUGAUGUGCCCGGAGAACGUCUUGGAGAUCCUCUCGGGAUUCACGAGCGCGAACGUGCUCCCGAUACCCCUAUUCUCGAAGCUGCUCAACACGGUGUCAAGGAGCUUUAAGAAGAUGUACGCCGAGGACUCGCUCAUGCUGCUGGAGUUGCUGGCGAAGCUGGCCGGCACCAGAGUCAACACGGAGAUGGCGAAGCUGUUCUCGACCCUGGCGCAGAACCUGAUUGAGCAGAUUGAUCAGCGGGUGUCCAGGUGGAGGUGUUUCGACGUCUCGCAGAUAACGGUUCUGUUCAGGUGCCUUAAGAUGGGCGACGGCUCCAGCAACGUCAUGAACACGCUCGUAAAGCACCUGGUUUCGUGCCUAAACCGAGUGUUUAAAUCGGGCAUCUCGCCCGAGCAGAAGAGGGAGAUUUUCGCAGAUUUCGUCCUGUCGACGACCCAGCUGCCGCUGAGCUGCCAGAACGUUUUGAAGACGCAGCUGGCCAAGGACUCGCAGCUGGUGAAGUCGUUCAACAACUUCCUCACGCUCAUCAGGAUAGACGUGGACGACGCAGACUCGCCCAAGCAAGCCAUUAAGCUGCUCCACUCCCUCACCAAUUUGGGGUUCUCUGAUCACGUGACCGCCGCUCUGUUCGACCAGCUGGUUGAACACGAACGCGAGCUUGGCUUUGGGGAGGACCUGGACUUGCUUUCCAGGCUCGUGUGGAGCCUGGUUGAGUCGAACCUUCACACGGGCUGGGCAGUUGAGAAGAUAUCCGACGUUUCCAGAGGCCGCGAAUUCUCUGCCACUCAGGCAGACUUCGACUCUCUGGUUCGGCUGAUGUGGUCGUGCGUGGUUCUGUCCGAGGAUCAGCUGCUAAUGGAUUUGACUGGCAACCUCGCCAGGUUUGAAAGCCUGUUUCCCACAGAGGUACUCUACGCCCAGCAGACAGCUCUCCACAUUCUCAAGUGCCUCAAGACUGACGUUAUCUUCAGCGAACAGCUCGAGUUGCCGCCCGGCGGCUCGGCAAGCGUUUCUAACGCCUCCGCCCAUAGAGACCUUGGUCUCGACAAACAGCAGGUUGCCAUUCUCAGGGAGUGGCUCGAUUAUCAGAGGGACGACCUUUACGAGAAGAGCAAAAGGCACAAACGGGCUCGCGUUCUGGAGGUCGACCACGACUCUCUCAUCUCCGAGUCCCUAAUUAAGAUGAAAAUCCCACACAAGACUCUCCACGUUGUCGAGAACAUUUAUCGCAUCAGCGUCGCCUUUCCUGUCGAGAAUCAGCUGCUCGAUGUCAUCGGAUUCACGGACGUCCUCGUUCCCCUGGGCCAGGUCAGGGCCUCCACUCUGCUUCGUCAGAGGCAGCUUCAGAUGCUCGGAUACGGCCUCCAUCCUCUCAGGGUUUCCUCUCUCUACGAGUGCCUGGGCUCUGAGAAGGCCAAGAAUCUCAUUGCUGAGAGCAUUUCCAGCUUCAAUCCUGUCGCUAAGGAUUACCUCUCGUUCAACAAACUGGACGUGAGGGGCGAGGAGGCUCCUUCUCCGUCUGACUGA
Molecule: messenger RNA, 3402 nt
Organism: Theileria orientalis strain Shintoku
Lineage: Eukaryota; Apicomplexa; Aconoidasida; Piroplasmida; Theileriidae
Exons: 4
Coding region: 1-3402 (1133 amino acids)
Biological process (GO): regulation of mitochondrial mRNA stability; mitochondrial RNA processing
Cellular component (GO): ribonucleoprotein granule; mitochondrial matrix
Molecular function (GO): RNA binding
Source: RefSeq, a predicted model, not a curated record